Molecule: messenger RNA, 7272 nt
Organism: Maylandia zebra (zebra mbuna)
Lineage: Eukaryota; Metazoa; Chordata; Actinopteri; Cichliformes; Cichlidae
Gene: myo7ab
Product: myosin VIIAb
Cellular component (GO): myosin complex; cytoskeleton
Molecular function (GO): cytoskeletal motor activity; ATP binding; protein binding
Source: RefSeq, a predicted model, not a curated record
GUCUCGAGAGCCCUGUUACUGUCCCAGACAUCAGACUGUGAGAGGGCUGCAAGCCACCUGCAGGAGGCUGCGACCACAACGCAACCAGAAGAGCAGAAGUCUGUUGGAAAGAUCUAAGAAAACGACAGGAGCAGAGAAAACUACUUAAUUCUCCAGUUUCUUCUCCAGCCCUUCUUCAGCCAUCCUGUUAACUUUGGGCAGAAGACAACAGAGGAUAGAAGAGAAGAAUAGUGGAUCUUAUGAAUUGUGCUGAGAGACACUGAAGCACUUGACCUCAUGGAAAUGAGUCUCCUGAACUCUCUUGAUCAAUGAUGAACGUUGCGCGCCCCUGUGCGCCGGAGCCUGUGAAUCCCUGCCAUAGCCCUCAUAUGGUGACUUCUGAUGACCUGGAAUCAACACGAGGCUGAACCAUGGUCAUUCUGCAACAGGGGGACUAUGUGUGGCUGGAUCUUAAAACGGGCCGGGAGUUUGACGUCCCCGUGGGAGCCGUGGUCAAACUGUGCGACUCUGGACAGAUCCAGGUUCUGGAUGAUGAAGGCCGGGAGCACUGGAUUUCCCCUCAAAAUGCCACCAACAUCAAACCCAUGCACCCAACCUCCAUACAUGGGGUGGAGGACAUGAUCCGUCUGGGUGACCUCAAUGAAGCUGGCAUCCUCCGUAACCUGCUAAUCCGCUAUAAUGAAUGCGUCAUCUACACGUAUACAGGCUCAAUACUGGUAGCAGUCAACCCUUACCAGCUGCUGCCCAUCUAUACUCCAGACCAGAUCCGCCUCUACACCAAUAAGAAGAUCGGCGAGAUGCCGCCGCACAUAUUCGCCAUCGCAGACAACUGUUACUUCAACAUGCAGCGGAACAACAAGGACCAGUGCUGCAUCAUCAGCGGUGAGUCUGGAGCUGGGAAGACUGAGAGCACAAAGCUGAUUCUGCAGUUCCUCGCUGCCAUCAGCGGGCAGCACUCCUGGAUAGAGCAGCAAGUCCUAGAAGCCACGCCUAUCCUCGAAGCUUUCGGCAAUGCCAAGACAAUUCGAAAUGACAACUCCAGUCGCUUUGGGAAGUACAUAGAUAUCCACUUCAACAAGCGAGGGGCCAUUGAAGGAGCCAAAAUAGAGCAGUACCUGCUGGAGAAGUCCCGCGUGUGUCGACAGGCUCCAGAUGAGAGAAACUACCAUAUUUUCUACUGCAUGUUGAAGGGCAUGGCUCCUGAAAUGAAGUCAAAGCUGGGCCUGGGCCUUGCCACAGACUACUCCUACCUCACUAUGGGUAGCUGCACAAAGUGUGACGGUCGUAACGACCUGAGUGAUUAUUCCAGCAUCCUGUCAGCCAUGAAGGUUCUCAUGUUCACCGAGACAGAAACCUGGGAGAUUUCCAAGCUUCUGGCUGCCAUCCUGCAUAUGGGAAACCUGCGAUUCGAGGCUCGUACCUAUGAUAAUUUAGACGCCUGUGUGGUUGUGAGAUCUCCUGACUUGGUGACCGCUGCGUCGCUUAUGGAGGUGGAGCCUAAAGAUGUGAUGGUGUGUUUGACGACACGAACCCUCAUCACACGUGGUGAAAGUGUUGUCACCCCUCUAAGUGUGGAGCAAGGCCUGGAUGUCAGGGACGCCUUUGUUAAGGGGAUCUACGGGAGGUUGUUUAUCUGGAUAGUGGAUAAGAUUAAUGCUGCCAUAUACCGACCUCCUUCCUGCGAGAGUACCAUCAUCCGAAGAUCCAUCGGUUUGCUGGACAUCUUUGGCUUUGAGAACUUUAUCGUCAACAGUUUUGAGCAGCUGUGCAUCAACUUCGCCAACGAGAACUUGCAGCAAUUCUUUGUCCGCCACGUCUUUAAACUGGAGCAGGAAGAAUACAACCUGGAGGACAUCAGCUGGCAGCACAUUGAGUUCACAGACAACCAGGAUGCAUUGGACAUGAUCGCCAACAAACCCAUGAACAUCAUCUCCCUCAUAGAUGAAGAGAGCAAGUUUCCCAAGGGAACUGAUGCUACGAUGCUGUAUAAGCUCAACUCUCAGCACAAGCUCAACUCCAACUACAUUCCUCCUAAAAACUGCUACGAAACCCAGUUUGGUAUCCAGCACUUUGCAGGAGUGGUACAUUACGAGACCAGAGGCUUCCUGGAGAAAAACCGAGACAGCCUCCACACUGACAUCAUUCAGCUCGUCCACUCGUCCAAGAAUAAGUUCAUCAAGCAGAUCUUCCAGGCUGAUGUUGCCAUGUUUCUAUGUGGCUAUCAGCAGCCCAGCACACCUGCUCCCAAGGGCGUUGAGACGAGGAAGCGCUCCCCGACUCUGAGCAGUCAAUUCAAACGAUCUCUGGAGCUGCUGAUGAGGACGCUCAGUGUGUGUCAGCCGUUCUUCGUUCGCUGUAUAAAACCCAACGAACUUAAAAAACCCAUGCUGUUUGAUCGAGAGCUGUGCGUUCGUCAGCUGCGCUACUCUGGCAUGAUGGAGACCAUCCGGAUUAGGCGGGCGGGUUAUCCAAUCAGAUACACCUUCGCCGAAUUUGUGGAUCGUUACCGAGUCCUGAUGCCUGGCGUCAAACCUGCUCACAUACAGGAGGACUUACGGGGAACCUGUCAGCAAAUAGUCCAGGCCCGGCUGGGAAAACAUGAUGACUGGCAGAUUGGAAAGACUAAAAUCUUUCUAAAGGAUCACCACGACAUGCAGCUGGAGAUAGAGAGGGACAACGCCAUCACCGACAAGGUCAUCCUUAUCCAGAAGGCUGUGCGUGGGCUUAAAGAGAGAACAAACUUCCUCAGACUGAAGGGCGCUGUGACUGUUAUUCAGAAGGUCUGGAGGGGUUACCGGUGCAGAAAGAAUUACCAAAUUAUGCAGUCCGGCUUCUUGCGUCUCCAGGCCGUCUACAGGUCGAGGAAGUACUACCGAAGCUACCGGACGACUCGCCUUCGUGUGACUCUCAUCCAAGCCCGUUGCCGCGGUUUCCUCAUCCGGCAGGCAUUUUGGCGGCGUCUUCGUGCCGUGUUGACCAUCCAGGCCUACACCAGGGGCAUGAUAGCCAGACGCCUCUGCCAGAGGCUCAGGGCAGAGCUGCAGCAUCGACUGGAAGCUGAGCGCCAGCGCCUGGCUGAGGAGGAGCAGCUGCGAAACCAGAUGACAGUUCGGCGGGCGAAGGCUGAGGCUGAAAGGAAACACCAGGAGCGGCUCAUCCAGCUGGCACAGCAGCAAGAGGACAGGGAGCGGGAGGAAAAGGAGGAGUCGAGGAGGAAGAAGGAGCUGCUGGAGCAGAUGGAGAGGGAGAAGGAGCAGCCAGUCGACCACUCGGACAUGGUUGACCGUAUGUUUGGUUUCUUGGGGAACUCUGGGCCGCUGCCCAACCAGGAUGGACAGGCACCAGCUGGUUUUGAAGAUUUGGAAAACACGCCUUGUGGUGAGGAAGCUGAAGAGGAGGUUUUGAGCGAGGCUCCCCCGUUACCUGACGAGGAAGAGGAGGAUUUGUCAGAGUAUAAAUUCUCCAAGUUUGCAGCCACCUACUUCCAGGGUGUCUCCAUCCACACCUACAUCAGACGGCCACUGAAACAACCUCUGCUUUUCCACGAGGACGAAGGAGACCAGCUGGCGGCUUUAGCUGUAUGGAUCACUGUGUUGAGGUUCAUGGGCGACCUCCCGGAACCCAAAUGCCCGAUGGUCAUCAACGACGGCAGCGAGAAGAUCCCCGUCAUGACAAAGAUCUAUGAAACCCUCGGCAAGAGGACCUACAAGCGAGAGCUGCAGGAGCUGCAGGUGGAGGGAGAGAACAGCUCCAUAGACAGCCAGAAGAGGAACAGCGUCAGGCAUAAACUCGUGUCACUCACUCUGAAGAGGAAGUCCAAGAUCACUGAGGAGGUCACCAGGCGGCUGACAGAGGGGGACUACAGUCUCCAGGGAAACAGCAUGCUGGAGGACCGACCCACCUCCAACCUGGAGAAACUUCACUUCAUCAUCGGCAACGGCAUCUUGCGGCCCACCCUCAGAGACGAGAUCUAUUGUCAGAUCUGCAAGCAGCUCAGCCAGAACCCGUCCAAAAGCAGCCACGCCCGCGGAUGGAUCCUGCUGUCCCUCUGCGUGGGCUGCUUCGCCCCCUCCGAGAAGUUCGUCAAAUAUCUACGGACAUUUUUGAAAAACGGUCCUCCGGGUUAUGCUCCCUACUGCGAGGAGAGGUUGAGGAGGACGUUUGUCAACCGCACUCGGAUGCAGCCGCCGUCUUGGUUGGAACUGCAGGCCACAAAGUCUAAGAAGCCCAUCAUGCUCCCCGUGACAUUCAUGGACGGCACCACAAAGACACUCCUCGCAGACUCGGCCACCACAGCCAGCGAGCUGUGCAACGCACUGGCGGACAAAAUCAACCUGAAAGAUCGCUUUGGCUUCUCGCUGUACAUAGCUCUGUUUGACAAGGUGUCGUCUUUGGGCAGCGGUAACGAUCACGUCAUGGACGCCAUCUCGCAGUGUGAGCAGUACGCAAAGGAGCAGGGCGCCCAGGAGAGGAAUGCUCCCUGGAGGCUGUUCUUCAGGAAGGAGAUCUUCAGCCCCUGGCACAACCCUGCCGAGGACUACGUUGCCACAAACCUCAUUUAUCAACAGAUCGUCCGGGGGGUGAAAUUCGGAGAGUACCGCUGUGAGAGGGAGGAGGACUUGGCAGAACUGGCCUCUCAGCAGUACUACGUGGAUUACGGCUCCGAGGUCCUCCAGGAUCGUCUGCUCAGCCUCAUUCCGUCCUACAUCCCCGACAGAGAAAUCACCUCCACUAAGACUGCAGAGAAGUGGGUUCAGCUCAUCAUCAGCGCCCAUAAAAAGGGAGUACAAAUGAAAAGGAGGGUAAACACGCAGAAGGUGAAGGAGGAUGUGGUGGAUUUUGCUCGUUUAAAGUGGCCUUUACUCUUCUCACGCUUCUACGAGGCCUUCAAAUUCUCUGGGCCUAGCCUGCCCAAGAAUGACGUUAUCGUAGCGGUGAACUGGACCGGCGUUUACUUUGUGGAUGAACAGGAGCAGGUCCUUCUCGAGCUCUCUUUCCCAGAGAUCAUGGCUGUGUCCAGCAGCAGAGGGGGUAAACUCCAGGGACAGAGCUUCACUCUGGCCACCAUCAAAGGAGACGAGUAUACGUUCACCUCCAACAAUGCAGAGGACAUCCGCGACCUGGUGGUCUCCUUCCUCGAGGGUCUAAGGAAGAGGUCCAAAUAUGUGGUGGGCCUGCUAGACUGCCUGAACCCACUAGGGGUAGAUUCCAACUUCCUGAGUUUUGCUAAAGGAGAUCUGAUCAUCUUGGACGAACAUGACGGAGAGCAUGUGAUGAACUCUGGCUGGGCACACGGCGUCAAUGACAGAACCAAACAGAGAGGGGACUUCCCUGCUGACUGUGUCUAUGUGCUACCUACUAUCACCCGACCACAGUAUGAUAUAGUGGCUCUCGUCACCAUGACUCCUGAUCAGAGGCGCGAGUCUAUCGGUUUGUCCCAGAUUAACCUUUCGGACCAAGAGGAUAAAUCUAAGGCCUACACUCUGGAGGAGUUUUCCUACGACUACUUCAGGCCUCCUCCAAAGAGUACUCUGAGCAGGGUGGUGAUCUCGAAAGCUCGAGGGAAGGAGCGUCUGUGGAGCUGCACCCGCGAGCCUCUCAAACAGCCUCUAUUGAAGAAAGUCCUGGCUCACGACGAGCUCUCCCAGGAGGCCUGCCUUGCCUUCAUAGCUGUGAUGAAGUAUAUGGGCGACUACCCGUCCAAACGAGUGCGUUCUGUCAACGAGCUCACCGAUCAGAUAUUCGAAGGAGCCCUGAAGGCCGAGCCGCUCAAAGACGAAAUCUUCUGCCAGAUUCUCAAACAGCUAACAGACAAUCACAUUAAGUACAGUGAGGAGAAGGGCUGGGAGCUGCUGUGGCUCUGCACUGGUUUGUUUCCUCCCAGUAACAUCCUGCUGCCUCACGUCCAGAAGUUUCUGCAAGCCAAGAAACACUAUCCUCUGGCUCCAGACUGCAUGCAGCGGCUGCAGAAAGCCUUACGAAACGGAUCAAGGAAGUACCCUCCUCACCUGGUGGAGGUGGAGGCCAUCCAGCACAAGACGACUCAAAUCUUCCACAAAGUUUACUUCCCUGACGAUUCAGACGAGGUGUUUGAGGUGGAGUCGAGCACGAAAGCCAAAGACUUCUGCCACAACAUCUCCGGACGUCUGAUGCUCAAAUCCUCCGAGGGCUUCAGUCUCUUCGUCAAGAUCACUGACAAGGUCAUCAGCGUGCCUGACGGCGACUUCUUCUUUGACUUUGUGAGGCACCUGACUGACUGGAUCAAGAAAGCCAGACAUGUAAAAGAUGGUGUAGUGCCUUCUCUGACCUACCAGGUGUUCUUCAUGAAGAAGCUGUGGACUAAUACACUUCCUGGAAAGGACUCCAUGGCUGAUUCCAUCUUCCACUACUACCAGGAGCUGCCGAAGUAUCUGCGUGGCUACCACAAGUGCUCAAAGGAGGAGGUGCACCAGCUGGCAGCGCUGAUCUACAGGGUGAAGUUUGAGGAGGAUAAAUCCCACUUCCACAAUAUUUCCAAGAUCCUGAAGGAGCUCGUCCCCCAGGACCAGAUCAGACAUUUGUCGCCCGACGACUGGAAGCGGUCGAUCGUGUCACUGUUCAACAAGCACUCAGGGAAGACUCGGGAAGAAGCCAAACUCUCCUUCCUCAAAAUCAUUUACAAGUGGCCCACGUUUGGUUCGGCCUUCUUCGAAGUCAAGCAAACAACUGAUCCUAAUUACCCAGAAACCCUCCUGAUAGCAAUCAACAAACAUGGAGUCAGUCUGAUUGAUCCCAAGUCUAAGGACAUCCUCAUCACUCACCCUUUCACCAAGAUCUCCAACUGGAGCAGCGGCAACACGUACUUUCACAUCACCAUUGGAAACCUGGUGCGAGGCAGCAAGCUGCUGUGUGAAACGUCCCUGGGCUACAAAAUGGACGACCUCCUGACCUCUUACAUCAGCCAGAUGCUGACGACGAUGACCAAACAGCGAACGUCCCGGGGCAACAGCAAGUGAGCAGAAGGCUGGAAAGUCAUUGAUCCCAUUUGAUCGAAGCUGGACACAAACACCCACACGGCAGAAUGUAAAAAACGCGCUAAUGGCUGACUGUGACGCUCUAAUGUUUUCACACUAUAACAUCGGUCCUGUCUUAAAACUCACCCGCUGCCUUUAAAUGACUUUUUCCUGAAGCUGGACUUUGUGUAAUUGCAGUGAUUAGCAGUGACGUUUAUUCUCUGUGCUGUAAAGUGUGACACGUUCAACUUUCAAUGAAACCACUUUUCACAUGUCUUGA